Messenger RNA from Phycodurus eques (leafy seadragon), 4606 nucleotides. Its product is annotated as leucine-rich repeat-containing protein 24-like. The record is from RefSeq and is a predicted model, not a curated record. Bases 59 to 2071 code for a protein of 670 amino acids. The transcript has 8 exons. Lineage: Eukaryota; Metazoa; Chordata; Actinopteri; Syngnathiformes; Syngnathidae. Gene Ontology annotation, molecular function: protein binding.
AGGAGGAGGAGGAGGAGGAGGAGGAGGAAACACCUGCGUGCGUGUUUCGGAUGCAUGCAUGCCGCCAGACGUCUUGACGAAUCCAAGCAGCAGCAGCAGCAGCAGCAGCAGAAGGAGAAGAAGGAGCUUGGCAUCCACACUUUCAUCCUUCCUUCCUUCCAUCCUCGUUCGACGACGCCACACGGGCCGCGCAUCCUCCUCCUCCUCCUCCUCCUCCUCAUCGUCACGGUGGACGAUGGAACCACGACGUCCUCCUCCUCUUCCUCCGUCUUCAUCAUCAGAGCGCGUUGCCAUGGCGGCGCUGCCGCUCUUCCUCCUCUGGGUUGUCGCGGCCGCGCCCGCGCCCGCGACCGCGUCCUGUCCGGCGAGCUGCCGGUGUUACAGCCUGACGGUGGAGUGCGGGUCCACCGGCCUCCUCGCCUUACCCGAGCACGUGCCCGCGCCCACACAGACGCUGUUCCUGCAGGACAACGUGAUCGGUCAGAUCCGCCGGCAGGACCUGAUCCCGCUCGCACACCUGCGCUACCUCUACCUGCAGAACAACAGCAUCUCGGCGGUGGAGCCGGGCUCGUUCCGGAAGCAGGCCCGGCUGCUGGAGCUGGCGCUGAACGGCAACAGGAUCCACCUGGUGACGGCCGACACCUUCCGCGGCCUCGAGCACCUGCGCGUCCUCUACCUGGCGGGGAACGACAUCACGCGCCUGCCGGACUUCACCUUCCGCGGUCUGCAGCGCCUGCAGGAGCUCCACCUGCAGCGCAACAGCCUGGAGGUCCUGGCCGAGCAGGCCCUGGCCGGCCUGACGUCGCUGGCUCUGCUGGACCUGAGCUGGAACCACCUCCACACCGUCGGAGCCGCCGCGCUGCGGCCGCUGGUCAGCCUGCAGGUGCUCCGCAUCACGGAGAACCCGUGGCGCUGCGACUGCGCCCUCCGCUGGCUGCGCGGCUGGAUGGACGAGGAGGGCCGGCGCCUGCUGAGUUCGUCCGAGCGGCGGCUGUCGUGCUCGGAGCCGCCGCGGCUGUCCCGCCUGAGCCUGCUGGAGGUCCCGCCCAACAGUCUGGUGUGCAUCCCCCCCCUGGUGCAGCUGGAGCCCCGCAGGAUGGCCGUGCGCCUCGGCGACAGCCUGCGCGUCUCCUGCCACGCCUCCGGAUACCCCAGACCGCAGGUGACGUGGCGGAAGGCGUCUUCCGGCGAGGUGUCGCCGGCGCCCAGAGGGCUGGUGCAGGACCUGGGCGGAGGGGCCCGAGGAGCGGGCGACGGCGCGCAGCCGUCCGAGGGCGACCGGGCGCACGUGCAGCAGAGCGCGGGCGACGGCGGCGGCCCUUCGCACUUUGACCCGGACACGGGCAGCGGGAUGCUUUUCCUCAGCAACGUGACGGUGGCGCACGCCGGCUUCUACGAGUGCGAGGCCUGGAACGCGGGCGGGGCGGCGCGGGUCACCUUCCAGCUGGCCAUCAACUCAUCCUCGUCCGUCUGGGCCGCCUGGGCGCCUCCUCGCUCGCCGGGGGAGCCCCGCCCGAGGAGCCCCGUCGGCGCGGCGGGCGUCGACGUGAGCCGGGAGCCGCUGUACGCCCUGGGCAGCAUGGCCUUCGGCGCGCUGGGCGCCGCCACGCAGACUGCCAUCGCGGCCGGCAUCUCGCUGCUGGCGCUGACCUCCCUGCUGUUGGUCGCCAUGAUCUACAGCCGACACGUGCAAGGCCACAAGGACCAGCGCGCCACGCACAAGGAGGAGAGCAUCCUGUACGUCAACGACUACUCGGACGGGCCGACGACGUUCGACCAGCUGGAGGAGUUCCGAGACGAGCGCGGCCACGAGAUGUUCGUCCUGAACCGCGCCAAACCCGUGCUGCCGCCGGCCCCGUCCGACGCGGGCAGCGGCCGCUCGGGCUCCUCGGCGGCCGCCAGUCCCGCGCCCCCCGCCGCCGAGGCGGACGGCGACGUUCGGACUGCGCGGAGAAUGGCGGGCGAGGGCGGGGAGGCGGAGCCCGUCAUGACGUCGGAGGGCGAGGGCGUGUUCGUCAACCACGCCGGCUUGUUCGCGGACUCUCAGAUGGCCUACGAGAUCCACUGCUGAACGUAACCCCCGGCCGCUGCGCUUUUAUCGGAACUCCUCGGACAGACGACGUCGACGCUUCUCGAGAGCCGCCCGAGGAGCUCUGCGGACUUUCUUCAUGUUCUGGCGCACGUGCUUCUUCGUACUCAUCUUCUUCGGAAAGCGGCCGAGACUUUGAGACAAAAACGGUGCCAAAAACCGCGAAAGACGCUCUGUUACUGUCGGAUGGCAAGACGGAGAAGAGUCCUGCCGGCUCGCGAGGCGCUCGCGUACGGAGGAAUAUUACGGCCACACUGGAAAGAAAAAGAAAAAGAGGCUAUCAGGAUAGAAGUCGGAGUCCUUCCGGGGGGGAGAAACAAUUAUAAGCCCAAGUUUUAGAUUGAUAUCUUGUUUAAGAAGUCCAAAUCUUUCAAUAAUGGGGGUUCCAAUUUUUUUUUUUUUUUGAAUGCAUAUUUUUCCAGAAAAUAUUUAAGAAAAAAAAUGCGUAUUUAUAGAGAAAAAAAAAUAAGGCAUUUUUUUGUGUCAUGUAGUUUUUCACAACAAAAAGGCAUUUUUGGCAAGUUGGAAUCUUACAAAACGUGUUAUUUGUUUGAGGGAAAACAAGUCAUAUCUUCAAAAAAAACGAUCUUAAGUUAAUAAUGUUAGGUAGAUUUGUAUUUUUGAGGGGGAAAAAAAAGAAGCUCUUUUUCAAAUUUGUUUUUUCAAGCAGCACGGUAGCACGUGUGGCUCACAGUUCUGAGGACCGGGGUUCAAAUCCCGGGCUUUUCUCCUCCCACAUCCUAAUUGACGACUCUAAAUCGAAUGGUUGUUUGUUUCUAUGUGCCCUGCGAUUGGCUGGCGACCAGUUGAGGGACUCGCCCGAAGAUAGAUGCAGCACGCCCGCAAACCGCGUGAGGAGACGCGGUACAGAAAAUAGAUGGAUGUUUUUUCAUUUCAUUUCUCCUCAAUGAAAAGAUGUUUUUGAAGAAAAAAUUGGAAAUCUUUCCAACACUAUCAUAGUUUUCCACAGUUAUUUGUUGUUUCCAAAAAGCAUUUGUUUUCUUGAUUAAAAUAUAUUUUCCCCAAAAUAGUCUUAAGAAUAAUGCCAGUUUCCCUUGAUGAAACCUCCCACCCCACAAAUGUCUGAAUCCUACGUGAAUAAAACCCCCCCUUUUUUUUUUUGCGAGUAAAUCCAUCUGAUCUACGCAAGCGGCACGAGCUACAUACUUUUCCAAAACGACAAUUCUUGUUAUAUUCCCCAUUUUUGGGGAUGAGCAGCUCAUCUAUUCUGUCCGAUUUUCUUUCCAGUGUGUCCGUAAUUGUCGUGCGUGUGCGCACGCGCAAGUCAUUUGAAGCUAAUGUGGUCGCAUGUAGCAGUCCUUGUGUCUCUCCAGUCUUGUUGUUGUUGUUGUUGUUUUCCUUCUUACAGGGGGGCGAGGGGGCCAACCAGUGGGUGGUGGGUGGGGAGGGGUCCUAAGGCAGUGAAAAGUUUAUUUUCGGUCUGAAACUAUGGAAACGUUUCUUAUCGUGAAACAAUUUGUGACGGCGCGGGUGGAGUAAAGUGUGACGAGCUCGUCAAUAAAACAAACUAUGUUGGUCGUGUGCUCGUUAACUCUCCGUCUCACACAAAAAUGACGACGACUCUCCCAAGGCCCAACGACAAUAGCAGCUCGUGGUCAUUUUCCAAGCGGUAACAUAACGCCUUGUCUCGCAGCCGUUUUAAGAGCAUUUUGACGGAUCUUCCAAGACGCACAGAAUAUUGUGUUCUGUCACAAUAUAAGCACCGAACCAACCACCGCGGGGGGGGAAAAAAAGGUUGUCUUAUUUCUUUUUGCGUCGUUCUUUAGCAAUCAGCAGCCGCACAUGGGAUAUACAAGUACGAAAUGCACCGUGAGCACGGCCGGAGCUGAACGCGGUGUCUUUUUUUUCCACGGCGUUCGCCGUUGGCGCCACCAACCGGGUCAUCUUUUCUCACAAAGGCGACGCACUCUUUCUCCAGUCUACCGGGACACAUACUCCGUUUACGUGGACGGGGCUCGAGACCGCCACCAAAACGACCUUUUUUUUACGACCUCGCGCGAUUAAAAAUUCCCUCUCCUCGCAUUUGCGGUCGUGCCUGUUUUAACGGUUGAGAGAGAGAGAAAAUGAUUGUUCUGAAUUCCAUUUGAGUGAAAAGCAACCCGCUGCAAUACGAUCGACUGCUUUCAGUGAGGGAGACGCGCUAUUCUCAACAGCCGCGUCGCGCACCGCAUUCGGGUGGCCACCGCGUACGGUGCCGUGAAAAAGUAUUGGGCCCCCCCUUCUCCAUUGCAUAGCUUCCCUACUUUAAUGUUGAAGAUCAUCAAACACAUGUAAAUAGCAGACAAAUACAACCCAAGUGAACUUAAAAUUCUGUUUUUAAAUGCUGAUUUCAUUUAUUAAGGGAAAAGGAAAACACUGAUGCAAUCGUUUUUCAAUGUAUGUCAAUCAUGGUUGGAGUAAUGCUGAAAAUGAAGUCGCUUUUCCCAGGGGAAGGGGACUUAGGAGCCCUCACGAGACGAGCUGGCCCCCCGGAGUCCAACAAAUGAUCAAAUAAAA